UCACUCAUCAGUUCUUUCAACAACAUUUCCAGUGGCCUUCAGCCCUUCACUCUCUCCCCAGCUUGCUGCAAAUCAUGGUAGCUACACAGGUGGUACCAAAUGGAUGGCCAUUUGGGCUUGAAAAGAUGAACAUAUGGCUUAGACUGAAUGAUGCUCCAAAUUCUCAUGUUGACACACUAUCACUAGACCCUUCCCCAUUUUGUGUUGUUCACUCCCCAAGUUUAUCCUCAUUCUCCUCUUCCAAUCUUGAUACUGAGUCAACUGUGUCGUUUUUUAUGGAUCAAAGUGUAUCUCUAAGACGACUGAUUGGAAUGAGAUCCGGAAACAAUGGGAAGUUGUACUUUUCGAACGCAAUGCAUAGUGAGAUUCAUGGAAAGAAUGUUUUGAAUAGAAGAUUGCAGUUAGAGGUGUCAAAUGGACAAGAUGGAAGGAAAAUUAGACGAUGGCUUUAUGUGCCGUUACACAAUGUUUUAGAGAAAAUGAGAUGUAUUAAAGGCAACAAUUCAAAGUAUAGAAUAUUUAAUUGUUAAAAUGUAGGGCCCUAAAAUGUAUAGUAGAAUUUCAUGUAUUUUAUCACUUUAUGUUGUGACUUUUGGGGAAAAAGAUCUCUAUUUAGAUAUAUAGAUUGU
Molecule: messenger RNA, 629 nt
Organism: Ipomoea triloba (trilobed morning glory)
Lineage: Eukaryota; Viridiplantae; Streptophyta; Magnoliopsida; Solanales; Convolvulaceae
Exons: 3
Coding region: 75-530 (151 amino acids)
Source: RefSeq, a predicted model, not a curated record